AUGGAUAGAGAUAGAGAACGUUCUGGUUCUAUAAACUGUCCACCUUUUUUUGAUGGGAAUGAUUAUUCUCAGUGGAAAAUUAUGAUGCAAGCCUUCUUACAUUCACAGGAUGAACAUAUCUGGAAUAUUGUUGAACUUGGGUGGGAGGUUCCCACAAAGGAAACUAAGUCUAAAGAGAGUGAGAGUUCUGCUUCCGUAAAAGAACCUAAGUCUAGGCAAGAUUGGUCUAUAGCUGAAGUGCGUGACUUUAACAAUGAUGUUAAAGCACGGCACAGCUUGUAUACUGCUCUUUCUAUGAAAGAAAAGAAGCGUAUUGGAACUUGUACGACUGCGAAGAAGGCAUGGGAUCUUCUUCAAAUGACUUAUGAAGGGAACAAGAAAGUUAGGACUCAGAAACUUCAGAAAUUAAUUUCUGAGUUUGAGACAAUGACUAUGGGAGAUGAUGAGUCCAUUGAUGAUUUUCAUUCUAGGCUUAUAAAUGUGACGAAUGAGUGUGAUAGUCUUGGUGAUCCUAUUGCUGAGAAUAGGAUUGUAAAGAAAUUCCUUAGGUCCUUACCUUUGAGUUUUCAAAAUAAACAAACUGCCAUUGAAGAAGUUCAGGAUUUAGAUACCUAUACCUUAGAUGAACUUCUUGGGAAUCUUCAAACUUUUGAAAUAAAAAUCAGGCCAGAUAAGAAAGUAAAAACCAUUGCCUUGAAUGCUGUUAGGAAAGUGGAUGAAAAGCCAAAAGAGUUAGUAAAGGAAAAGGAUAGUGACUCCGAUUUUACUGCUGAAGACUUUGCUCUCUUAACCAAACAUUACAAAAAGUUUUUAAGAUCUGGUAAUUCGUUUCAAAAUUCCAAGAAUUUCUCUGGGUCUAGUUCUAGGAGAAAUAUGAGCGGUGACUAUUCUUCUGAAAAAGACACUAAAGCUAGGUUUACCUAUAAGAAACCUUCUGUUGAUAAACCUAAGUGUUUUGAGUGUCAGGGUUUCGGACAUCUUGCGGCAGAUUGUGGAAAUAAGAGAUUCAAGGCUCGUUCAAAUAAGGCUAUGAACACAACCUGGAGUGACUCUGAGUCUGACACUCAAUCUGAGUGUGGUGAAGACAACGUUGCCUUAACUGCUGCUCUUCAUCCUUCAUCCUCAUGUGAGUAUGAAGAAAAGGAUCUUGAUGAUGAAGAAACAAAUGAUCAAGCCAUGGCUGACAAAUACCAAGAAAUGUGUAGAGCCUCGACCAAAAUGUUGAAGCUAAAUCAAUCCUUGAGUGAAAAACUUUGUCUGGUAGAACAAGAAAAGGAGGGGAUUGCUAAGCACAUGCAAUCCUGCACAAAAAACUGGGAGAUCGAGAAGUCAGUGUAUGUUGGGCGUAUAAAGAGCUUACAAGAUAAUUUGGAUACUCAAAUUAGUCUUGUUAACUCCUUGUCUUCUAAAAAACUGAGCCUAGAACUUUCUUUGAAAGAAUCUCAAGAAAUUUUUUUAAAGUUUUCAAUAAGUUCUGACAAAGUUUCAAAAAUGAUAGGCAUUGGAAAAGUUGGAGGGGACAAGAAGGGAAUAGGAUUCUCUGACAGCACUUCUUUCAAGGACUCAAAACCUAUCAGGUUUGUGAAAGAAAAAAUGACUCCUAAGAAUGAAUUUCCUCCUCCUUUUAAAAGGUUUGUUCCCGUAUGUCACUACUGUGGUAUACUUGGUCACAUUAGACCCAGGUGUAAUCGUCUCAAGAAACACUUUCAAGUAUCCAGUGUGUCUAAAAGGUCAGUUCAAAACAUGUCCUUGCAUGACAAAUUGAAAGAACAUUUGAAAGAAGUUAACAGGAUUACAAAGCUGGUUUCAAUCCCAAAGUCUUCAACUCCAAAAUCAAAACAAGUCUGGGUAGAAAAAGGUUCACACUCUUGUCAUGUUGCUUCUGUAAAUAUUCCUUCCUCUGAUUUAUCUGUGUUUGAUAAUACUUGUUUGCAUCAAAAUGAUUCAGAUUUUAUUGAAGCAACGUGUCUUGUUGCCUUAACUGUUUUAGCAGCAAGAAGGGUUGAUACUUGGUACAUUGAUAGUGGUUGUUCUAGACAUAUGACAGGUGACAAAAGCUGGUUCACUUCUUUCUCAGAUGAGUUCACAUGUGGAUCUGUUACUUUUGGAGAUGGAAGGAAAGCAAAGGUAAUCAGUAAAGGGAGUGUUUGCACACCAGGUAUUCCCAACUUACAGAAUGUUUUAUAUGUGGAAGGGUUGCAUUCAAAUCUGAUCAGUGUGAGUCAAAUGUGUGAUGAUUAUGAAGGUGUUUAUUUCAACAAAGAUAACUGUGUUGUACUUGAUAAUGUUGGCAAAAGUAUCAUGGGAGGAAAGCGGUCCAAAGAUAAUUGUUUCUGCAUACAUGCAAAUGAAACUAACAUGUCUCAGGUGUGCAUGAAGAUCAAAACCACAAAUGAUAUUUUGGAACUUUGGCACCAACGGUUGGGGCACAUCAACUUUCAAGAUCUUGUGAAGUUGUCCAGCAAGGAAGGUGUACGUGGCUUACCAAAAUUAAGUGGACAAACAGAUAUUGUCUGUGAAGGUUGCAAGCUUGGUAAACAAAUAAGGAGUUCAGACCGUGUAAUCAAUGAAAUCACAACCUCCCAACCUUUGGAUCUAAUGCACAUGGACUUAGUCGGACCUAUUCAGACAGAAAGUAUAGGAGGAAGAACAGGGUUUUGA
This is a messenger RNA of Rosa rugosa (rugosa rose), 2661 nucleotides long. RefSeq lists its product as uncharacterized. NCBI's taxonomy places the organism in Eukaryota, Viridiplantae, Streptophyta, Magnoliopsida, Rosales, Rosaceae. Gene Ontology annotation, molecular function: nucleic acid binding; zinc ion binding. The coding region runs from base 1 to 2661 and encodes 886 amino acids. The record is from RefSeq and is a predicted model, not a curated record. The transcript has a single exon.